AUGGAACGCUGGGCGCGUAGCGUGGCUUUUGUGACUGGAGCAAGUGCCGGAAUAGGGAAAUCGAUCGUUGAAAAACUAGUCGAGGCGGAUAUUAAGGUCGUAGGCCUGGCCAGACGCAAAGAAAAAUUGGAUGAAAUCGCGACGAAUUUGUCGUCGAAAAAAGGAAAAUUCUAUCCAUACGUUGGAGAUGUUUCCAAAGAGGAAGACCUGCUGUCGGCUUUCAAAUGGACGAAACAACACGUUGGUCCUGUAAGCCUGCUGAUUAAUAACGCCGGUGUGGCUCCAAUAACCUCGGCGACAGAAUUUUCUACAAAGGAUUGGGCAUCCGCAUUAAACAUUAACGUGCUGGCUACAGCCAUCGCGACCAGAGAGGCGCUCAAGCAAAUGAAAGAGAACAACAUCGACGGCCACAUUAUCAAUAUCAACAGUGUCGCAGGACACAGAGUCAGCGAAAACCUUCCCGGGGGGCACGUGUAUCAAGCCAGCAAACACGCACUCAAAGCGAUUACAGAGAGUUUACGUUUCGAACUUAUUAGGAACCGUUCGAAGGUCAGAGUCACUGGGAUUCAUCCUGGAACUGUCAAAACCGAUAUGUACUACAUUAGCAAAGAGAAAUUCAAUAAUGCAAAUCACAAAGGUUUGAAUAUACCAACUUUAGAAUCGGAUGACGUAGUUCAGGCCAUUUUGUAUGCUUUGUCGGUUCCCCAGCGAGUACAAAUUAAUGAGCUAACAAUACAAGCAUUGUUUUAAAUUUAUUAUGAAUAAUUUUCCAAUAAAGCAAUGUAUGCCAACAAAUAUUUAUCAUCUUCUCCAUAUAAUACGAAAUAAUAUAAAAUAAUAUAAUAAAGUAGAUACCAAUUCAUACUAUUUUGAAACUCACCAAAAAUUAUAGGUAAUAUAAAUAUG
This is a messenger RNA of Phyllotreta striolata, 906 nucleotides long. Lineage: Eukaryota; Metazoa; Arthropoda; Insecta; Coleoptera; Chrysomelidae. The record is from the annotation of a GenBank genome assembly.